AUGGCAACAGAUGAUCCGGAUAUCGAACAAUUAUUUCGCUAUACAAGUGGGCGAUGGCUCUGGAGUGAAGAACAGCAGCUCCAAGACAGAUACAAGGCCUUUAACGUCACUCAGCUUCAAAUUUUGGCAGCUCAAGCAAUAGGUUCGGAUGGCUGUGUCUCGAUCACAAAGCUGGCAGAGGGGGGGUUCAACAAAGUUUUCCGCCUCCAAAUGAGUGAUGGGAAAUCGCUUUUGGCGCGUAUUCCUAAUCCAAAUGCUGGGCCCGCCUUUUACACAACUGCCUCCGAAGUUGCUACUAUGGAGUUCGUUCGAGACAUUCUCCAGAUACCAGUCCCUCGAAUACUGGGAUGGAGUGCAAACUCCGAAAACCCAGUUGGGUCAGAAUAUAACUUCAUGGAGGAGGCGGCCGGGAAACAACUAGCAACGCAAUGGGAUGACUUAACUCCUGAUUCAAAGCUAGCUAUCAUGAGAGAGAUUGUGGCUAUAGAGACAAAGUUAUUGUCGGUAUCUUUUUCGCACUACGGAAGUUUAUAUUUUUCGAGUGACAAAGUAGAUGGCGCGCGGGUCUCUAAGAGAUUCACUAUUGGCCCAACUGUCGAGCGAGAUUUCUGGAAAAAAGAGCGUGGUACAAUGGACAUAUCGCGAGGUCCUUGGGCAAGUGCCAAGGAGUACGCAUCGAGUGUUGGUUGGCGCGAAGUUGAUUGGAUAACAAAGUACGCCGUUCCAAAGCCAUCCGACGACAUAUUGAGCUGUACAUCCCAAAACGAGCCACGUGCGCAUCUCAAUCUGCUGGAGAAAUACCUUAGCAUUGCCACCAGUCUCAUGGACAUUGAUCCCCUCCUUAGCCGUCCCACUCUUUGGCACAGCGACCUCCACUCAUCCAACAUUUUUGUUGAUAACAAUCGUAUUACUGCAGUCAUUGAUUGGCAAGGCUCGUGGGCCGGUCCACUUCUACUGCAGGCACAACCAUCUCCGCUGGUGGACUAUCAAGGCAGCAUCCUACUUAAGCGUCCAGCCAAUUUUGACGACCUUGAUUCCGAGCAACAAGUUCAAAUUAAGCGACAAAUUUUCAAAUCGACUCUUUUCCAGCUUUACUUGAUGGAGACUGAGAGAAGGAAUCCGCUGCUUGCAAAAGUGUUCCAUCUGAACCAUGGAAAAACAAGACGUCUUGCCGUCGAAUUGGCUGGGAAUACCGGGGAUGAUGAAAUUGUGCCUUUCCGAGAGGCACUCAUCAAUGUUGAAAAGUAUGAGUUAGGGAUCUGGGCAAGUCCAAUGAUGAUAAAAGCGCAGUUACAAUUACGGUAA
Messenger RNA from Penicillium brasilianum, 1305 nucleotides. Lineage: Eukaryota; Fungi; Ascomycota; Eurotiomycetes; Eurotiales; Aspergillaceae. The record is from the annotation of a GenBank genome assembly.